GAGGAGAACCAUCUUGGUGAAGUGAACCAUCCUGUAGUACUAAAGCGAAAAGCUUUGGUGUUGCGUUGUAAAGUAUCGAUAGAGAAUUUAAAAUCCACGUUUUUUUGUGGAUACAAGAAGUUAAACUGAUAAUUUUAUUUUCAAUGUGUAUGGCUACAGAGUAUUUUGGUGAGACAGUGCUCGCAUACAUGGAGUUCCAGUUGGACAGCGCAGAAUAUUGCCAAGCUCAACACAAAUAAAUUGGUAAAAAAAAGACCUGAGGCUACCAUCACUAAACGUUUCGAUUUACCUCAUUAGUAGAAGCCAAAAUAAAUUAAAUCGUCAUAUGUAAUCCUGUCAUACUGCAUUAACAGAUAUUUUGGUUACGUUCUUCCUUUAAAUUUGCUGAAGCAUAUCAAAUCAAGUGUAUAUAAAUAACAUUUAAAAGAGUAACAGAAAAAAAAACAGUAAAUUUCUUUGAAAAGACUGAUCUUUUAAUCAAUUUUUUUAUUUUUUAAAAUUUAAUUUUUGGAGAUCUAUUGAGUCGGUCUUCUAAAAUAGUGUGAUAUUAAAGUUAACUCGUAUACGACGGGGUAUGAAUCAUAAUUCUCAAGGAACAACAGUAGCCAUGCGUCAAAAGGACAUCAGACCAGCUCCAGCUGAAAUCGAACACAAAGGAUUCAAGUUUCUUAUCACCGACAGACCAUCUGACCAGAACAUCUUAGCUUACAUACAGGAGCUGAAAAAACACCGGGUAACGGCCGUAGUUAGAGUAUGCGAACCGUCGUACAAAGUUGAAGAGCUGAACAACCACAAUAUCGAAGUCUUCGACCUGAGCUACGAUGACGGCACUUUCCCGCCGAAUAAAAUAGUCGAUGAAUGGUUCAAAGUUCUCAAAAAGCAGUUCAAUGACAAUCCCGAUUGCUGCGUAGCCGUGCACUGCAUCGCCGGCCUAGGCAGGGCGCCCGUCAUGGUGGCUCUGGCCCUCAUCGAGCUAGGACUUAAAUACGAGGAAGCUGUAGAACUAAUUAGGGAAAAAAGAAGAGGUGCAAUCAAUGCGAAGCAACUAGCAUUUCUGGAGAAAUACCGUCCGAAAUCCAGACUAAAGGCCAAGAAUGGACACAAGAACUCUUGCUGCGUUCAGUAAAUAUCUCUCUUAAUAUGUGUUCAACAAGCAACAGGGCACUUAAUUAAAUAAUUAGUUAAUUAAUUUUGGUAUAAUGAGUGUGAGAAAUACGUAAUGCUUAUUAAAAAAAAAUAAUAAACUUAAAUGAAAUAUACAUAAAUAUUAUGAGGAAUUAUUUUACGUUUAGUUUGUGUUCCUGUGUUACAUGCUUUAUUUAAAAUAUUGUGAUUUAUGCUACCGGUAUCCCAUAGAGUAAAAGUUCUUUGCGUUCAUUUGCAAUAGGUAAGUGUAAGAUGUGCUUCAAGUAUUUUCACUAUGUGUCUAGUUUAUUUUACACCUGCUAAUAGAGAGCACCGAUAACUUACUUGCUUUCUACGGUGUAAAUGGAGAUAGAAGAAACUUUUAUUGUAUGGUAUACUUAUUUGGUUCGGCAUAAUUAUUUAGUAGCUGAAAUUAUACAUUAUACAUUAUUUUUUGUUUCGGAGACAAAUAAUAAAUGUCUUAAAUAAAUGUUGAAUAAAAAAAUCUGUCUUUAAUCGUGUACCUAUACUUAAUGCGGAUCAUUUAUUUUGCGAGAUCGUUGUUUUUAUUUCUCUCUUUUCGCGAAAUUUAAUUUUAGAGAUGGAUUUCGACGAGUACAUACUAGUUAUUCAUUUUAUUUCGUAAUAAUUCGAAUGAGUUAGUUAUCGUUUUUAAAGCAGCUUUUGUUAAUCACUGUUGUAUGUUUUACAGACCACACGGGAUGUAAUAUCAAAUAAUGCUAAAAACUAAAACAUUCAAUUUAGUAUUGUUUGAUACUAGACCUCGACUUUGUAAUUGUUUAAGUCUACUGCUACUAAAAUUGUAAAUUAUAUUUUAUAAGUAUAUUACCGUCAUUGAAACACUCUAACGUUCACAUUUUUUAUGUAGAUUUCUGGACAAAUAUAUUUUAUUAUUAUCAGGA
Messenger RNA from Phyllotreta striolata, 2048 nucleotides. Lineage: Eukaryota; Metazoa; Arthropoda; Insecta; Coleoptera; Chrysomelidae. The record is from the annotation of a GenBank genome assembly.